This is a messenger RNA of Arabidopsis arenosa, 1253 nucleotides long. NCBI's taxonomy places the organism in Eukaryota, Viridiplantae, Streptophyta, Magnoliopsida, Brassicales, Brassicaceae. The record is from the annotation of a GenBank genome assembly.
AGCAACUGAAUCACGAAAAUGAAGUUUUGGGGCUGGAUGCACCAUAAGUUCCGGGAGAAUAGCAAAGAGCCAUUGAAAGAUGCUUCAACUGGUAACAGCUAUUCCAUCCUUUCAGCUCAUCCAUCCCUUGAUAGCCAAGAGGUUUACCCCACAGCAUGUGCUGGCUCCAGAUACAAUACUGGAUUCAGAAAACAGGUCAACCUGUUCCAGGAAAGCUCCUUCGCAGGACCCAAGGGAUACACAGAAGAAAACUUCAAGGAUGAGAGAAACAGUGAUUUUUUUGAUGGAUUUCUUGCAAUUGGAACCCUUGGUGGAGAAACACUUCUUGAUGAACAACCAGCAACGCCAACAUUUGGCAUGUCAUUUGAGGACCCGGCAAUAGAUGAUGCAGAUGUGACAGAGAAUGAUUUGAAGCUCAUAAGCAAUGAAUUGGAGAAGUUCCUUGAGGCUGAAGCUAAAGAAGGACACCACCAACCAUCAGGAAGAAACAGUGACACUAACACUAUUGCAUCUACCAUUGAGGCCAUUGAGGGUCUAGAUGAUGAAAAAGAUAAUCAGCCAAUGAAGUUCCCACUCCAAGAGUAUCUUUUUGGUUCUCUAAACGAAUUCCCAGAAACAAAGAUUGCAGGGAAGAAAGAAAGGGCAUCACUUGGCGAACUGUUUCAAAUAACAGAAGUGCUAGAUGAAAAUUCAGAAAACAUAUAUGGGAAGAAAAAGAAGCAAACCAGUUCAACUCACAAGUCCGCAAAGCAUCUUGUGAAGAAGGUACUCAAAAAGAUACACCCAUCCUCAAGGAGCUCUGUCAGUGGUAAAACUGAAGUGGAUUCCACAAAGAAGAAGUUCCAAAAGAUGGUACAAGUUUUCCAUAGGAAAGUACAUCCAGAAGAAUCCAUAAUGGAAACCGAAAUAUACAGCAGUGUGGCAAAUCCAAAAAGCAGCAAAGCAAAUUCUAUUGACUUAACAUUCGAGAAGGUGAACCCCUGUCACGAGGCAAGUAAAAGAUGUAUCCAGUAUGAGCUGAGAAGUUCUCGCUCAGCCAAAAACGGAGAACACUGGAUCAAGACAGACGAAGACUACUUCGUGUUGGAGCUGUAGCAAAGGGAUCAGAAGAAAUAUGUAAACUAAGAAGUGUGAGUGUAUUAUGUCACUUCAUGCAUGUGUGAAUUUGUGUGGUAUAAUUAAGGAAAAUGUGUUCAAACUUACUGGGAAUGCUUAUUACGCCCUCUAUGUAAUAAUAAGUGUUACAGGGUGUU